GGGUAUAUAAUCAUUUAGAAUUUGUUACUUCAUCGAUGCCAUCUGUUUCAGUGGAAGACGAUGAUGAGUUGGAUAAGGAAGAUUCAGCUGUUUCUUCAGAUGAAUCAUUUGAGGAUUAUAAGCAAUUGAAUUCACAGCGAGAAACAAAACCUAAGAAUUCGUGGCAAUCACCACCUAUGGUUGAUAAAGAUUUUGGAAAAUUUGAACAGCAUACAAAAGGAAUUGGCUUAAAGCUUAUGCAGAAGAUGGAAGAAAAUAUUAUCAAGAACGUACCAAGAGAAAAAAAAUGGAGAAAAUCUACAAAAUCCAAGAAAUUAAAUAUUGAAUACAAAACGGCUGAUGAAAUAAUGAACGAGGCUGCAUCAACAAUUCCAAUGCAGCCUAUGAAAAUUAUAGAUAUGACUGGCCCACAGAAUGAGCGGGCUAAAACCCUCGAAAAAGAUUUUGACAGAGUAUCUGCUUUAAUAGAGGAUGAAGCAGGACGUAAUAAUUCUCCUUCGUUGCAACUCUUUAUGGAUCCUUUUGAAAAGUUGCAAACUAAAUAUCAAGAUGAAUAUACAUUAUACGGUUUGGAUACUGCUGUUGUUGCAAUAAUAGCACCAGUGUUCAAACAAUACAUGACAUUUUGGGAUCCGUUAGAAAAUCCUCAGCUUGGGUUGCAUGAGUUUCAGAAAUGGGAAAGAUUAUUAAAAACAACUAAAAUAAUGUUAUCAGAAAAUGACCAUAUAAGGGAAGUUGACGAAUGGAACCCCAAAACAGAUGGUGAGAUGAUUCAUCAAUGGCUCCAUCCUUGGCUUCCUGUGUUAGGUGAACGCAUGGAUCCAUUAUACGUGACAAUACGUCAAAAGUUCCGAAUAAUUUUGCAAAAUUGGGAUCCUAUGGAUACCAAAGCGAUGAAUAUUUUGUAUCCAUGGAAAAAUUCAGUGUUCCCCCCGGAAAUGCUUUCUGAUUUAAUCAUUGAAGCACAAUUUAUAAAAGGAUUAAAUAUGAUUGAUGAGAGUAUUUCAUUAGGAAAUGAAUCCGCCAGCAGGUUUGUUAAUUUAUUGGAUGAUUCAGAAGAACCCUUUUCAUCAACCAAAUAUGCGCCAAUUAUUGAUGAUGCAGAAAUUACUUUUAAAGAGAUUGUGGAAGAAUUUGCUGAAGAACAAAAUCUUUUGUUCAUUCCAACUAAUAAAAAUCAUAAAGUUUCAGGAAAACCACUUUAUCGUAUAGGACGUUCUGCAGGAGGCACCGGCGGGUUAACACUAUAUUUAGAUGAUGAUGUUAUGUAUGUCAAGCAAGGACUUGAAUGGUUACCUAUGGGGUUUGAUGAAGUACUGGAAAAAUUAAU
Racocetra fulgida is the source of this 1330-nucleotide messenger RNA. The record is from the annotation of a GenBank genome assembly. NCBI's taxonomy places the organism in Eukaryota, Fungi, Glomeromycota, Glomeromycetes, Diversisporales, Gigasporaceae.